AUGCGGGAGGAGAUGGCGCAGCGGGAGGAGGCCGAGCUGCACCGGAGCCACCAGAAGCCGCGUAGCCCCGAGGGCUGGGGCUUGCUGGUGGCCCUCUGGUACUUGGCCUUCUACAAGCCCAUCAUCACCGAGAGCCACCUGAGGAGGAAGAACAUCGAGUUCAUCUUCAUCCGCUUCAGCGCCUGGCAGUACGCCGGCUGCGACAAGCUCUGGGCCGGUUUGGUCACCACCCUCUGCGACAGCAUCCGCCAUCAUUUUGGAGCUCUGCCCCUCAGCGUCUACCACGUCAUGGGCACCCGGCCCCGCUUCGCCUCCGGCUUCAGCCAGAAGGAGUGGGUCCUCAAGAAGGACGCCUGCCUGAAGCUUUGGGGGAUGCUCUUCAUCCUGGCCGUCGGUCUCAGCAUCCUUUUGGUGGCCCUUUUGGUGCCCGGCAUCAAGGACCACCACGCUUUGAAGGUGGUGGGCAGCGCCGUCACCUCGCUCUCCGGUUCCAGUUUGCUGCUGGGAGCUUUCUCCGUCCUGAAGAACCUGCUGGUCAGCGAGAAGCAGAAGAUCGAGCGGUUGACCAACAGCGAGAGGUUCGCCAGCCAGCUGGGCUUCAUGAGCAAAGUGCGCCGAGAGGUGGAGGUGCUGGUUGACUUCUUGGCCUUCAUGGAGAUCUUUGAGCGCCGGCGGCUCCGCGUGGUGCUGGAGAUCACCAGCCUGGACAUCUGCUACCCGGAGAAGGUGGCUGGCGUCCUCAACGCCAUGAACACCUUGCUCUCCGACGCCAACACCCCCUUCAUCUUCAUCCUGGCCGUGGACCCCAGCGUCAUCGUCCCCUGCCUGGAGCAGACGGGUUGCAUGAAGGGUCUUGCCGACAACGGUUACCUCUACCUCAACCGGACGGUGACGUUGCCCUUCUCCAUCCCCGAGAUGGGCAACCGCUCCCGCCUCCA
Leptosomus discolor (cuckoo roller) is the source of this 938-nucleotide messenger RNA. The record is from RefSeq and is a predicted model, not a curated record. Lineage: Eukaryota; Metazoa; Chordata; Aves; Leptosomiformes; Leptosomidae.